CGUACCGACCCAACGUUAGCAGCAGCAUUUCCUGCUUGCUCUUUCCACUUGAAGCAAUGGCAGAAGUCAGGGCUUCCGUGAUUUGUGGAGUUCUAGCAGCUUUCUUGAGCUCAUCGGUGUUUGGUUUUGUUGAAGAUCUCGAUGAAACGUUUAAAGACACCAGGGAAAAUGACAUCUGGCUGGUUGAUUUCUACGCUCCGUGGUGCGGUUACUGUAAAAAACUCGAGCCGGUAUGGUACGACGUGGGAGCAGAGCUGAAAAGCUCGGGGUCACCGGUGCGUGUUGGGAAGAUGGAUGCCACUGCUUACUCAGGAAUGGCUUCAGAGUUUGGUGUUCGAGGCUAUCCAACAAUAAAGCUGUUAAAGGGCGACCUUGCCUACAGCUACAAGGGACCCAGAACAAAAGACGAUAUUGUGGAGUUUGCCAACAGGGUGGCAGGACCAGCCGUCCGGGCUCUUCCCAGCAAGCAGAUGUUCGAACACAUGUUGAAGAGACACGAUGUUCUUUUUGUGUACGUCGGUGCAGAGUCUCCUCUUAAAGAGAAGUACAACGAUGCAGCGUCUGAACUUGUUGUUUAUACUUACUUCUUCUCAGCUUCAGAGGAAGCUGUGCCUGAGUCCAUGUCUUUGCCAGAGCUACCCGCAGUCGUCGUCUUCAAGGAUGGAUCCCACUUUACUUAUGAUGAGUAUGAGGACGGCAGCCUGUCGUCGUGGGUGAACAAGGAGCGCUUCCAGGGAUACCUUCAUAUUGAUGGCUUUACCUUGUAUGAGCUUGGAGAAACAGGUAAAUUGGUGGCAGUUGCGAUCAUCGACGAGAAAGACCCCACAGAGCAGAGCGGCAGAUUAAAGACCUUGAUGCAGCGGGUGGCGAAGGAAUACAGAGAACAGUUUAACAGAGACUUCCAGUUUGGCCACAUGGAUGGGAACGACUACAUUAAUGGCCUCAUUAUGGGGGAGGUGACAGUGCCUUCCGUUAUCAUCCUCAACACAUCCAACGAGCAGUACUUCAUGCCCAGCGAGCUGAUUGAGAGCAUGGACCAGCUGGUCCAAUUCAUCAGCAGCGUUCUGAACGGUUCUGCACAGGCAUACGGCGGUGAUGGCUUCAUCCAGCGGUUCAAGCGUGUGGCCUAUGAUGCCAGAUCCACCAUCAUGUCCGUGUUUCGCAGCUCUCCUCUGCUGGGCUGCUUCCUGUUUGGCCUCCCGCUCGGCGUAAUCAGCCUGAUGUGCUACGGCAUCUGCACGGCCGAAUCAGACGAUGGCUUGGACGAAAAAAGGGAGGGGCUCACCGACGAAGAGGAAGAAGAGGACGAUGAGGAAGAGGAGCAACAGCGACAAGCCGCUGAGCUGGAAGGCCCUGGAGAGGAGGAGGAUGUAGGAGAAAAGGAUCCCGAAGAGAAGAAAACAGAUUAAUGCAGGAGCACACGGCAGACGGAGGAUGAUUGGCUCAGUCAGUGACAUGAAACUCAAAGACGUGUGUGUGAUGCUACUUUGCUGUUUUAUGUUUCAUCUCACUACCACUCAAAGCCCCUCCAGCACCGACUCGUCCUCUACCUUUGAGUUCUGUGUGUCGUUUGCUGGACUGGCUGCCUGGCGAAGCCUCUGAGUAAAAAAAAAAAAAAAAAACAGCCUAUUUGGUUACAGAGAGUCAACAAAAUUUACAAGAAGGGAUGGCUGUGAACACAUCACCUUAUUUAUUGAUAUCCAAUCAUGUGAUAGGUUUCACUUGGCCAGAUAUAGUUAGAUCAUUCAAAAACCACUAAAAAAAAAACAUCUUUUUUUUUGUCAUGUCCCAAAGCGUUUUAUUUUUUCCCUGUUUUAAAAUAAUAACGUUAUGACAUUUGAAACUGAUACAUCUUGCCUUCGAAAUCUACUAGGAAACGAUGAGGUAGUUGUGUUUCUGUCCAUCUACCUGCAGCGCUUUGCGAAAAGUAUUAACACCUCUUGAAUUUUUUUCACAUUUUUCAAAUAACUCCACAAACGUCAUUGUGUUAUAUGAGGAUUUUUGUGGUAGGUGAGCACAAUUACUAUUAUUAAUAAUUAUUCCAGCUUUGUACAUGUGAAGAGGACAUUUUUGCUUUUCUUUGCUAAACAGCUCAGGCUCAGACUGGAUGGGAGAGUCUGUGAACAUCAAUUAGAUGCUGGUCUGUUCUGAGACAUGGAUUUGAUCUGAAUCGUUCUGUUGUAGCUGUUGUAGGGAUUGUUUUGGGCUGCUAUGAACAAUCUUGCCACAAUUCCACAAAGGCACAAAGGUCUGAUAACAGAUUCUCCCACCUGAGCUGUGGAACUCUGCAGCUCUCCCAGAGGUAACCACAGACUUAUUGUUGGUCUUUCUAAUAGGCUUUCCUGUACCUAGGCUGUCAGAUUAGGCAGCUAUCCAUGUGUUUGUUGCAGUUCGACUCUUUUCACUUAACAGUGACUUCUGAAGGCAUUUGGGCUUGCGUUAUUUUUACUAUACUAUAUUUUUUACUUAUGCAGACGAUUUCAUUUUUUAAAUUAGGAAAGUGUCAAUAUUAUGUAAACAAUUUUCUUUCACAAAAAAUCCUCAAAAAUGCUCUGAAUUUUGUUGGCAGGUGUCAAAAUGGGGAGAAAAGGUCAAGGUGUAUUAAAACUUUUGGAAGGCACUGUAAACUGAAGGUGAUGUUGUUAAUAUGUUUAGAGAGAAAAAGAAGUGCCCAGGAAAGAGGACCUGCCAUAAGUGAAAUGUGCUUUUUUUGUACUGUAUGACAUUGCCUGAAAACAUUUCUUCUCGCUGUUCUUGAACGGGUGCAAAGUGCAGAGACAGUCUUGCAUUUAGCCUAUUUUUCUGUCAGCCACCUGUCCAUUUGGGUUGCAAAAUGACGAGAAGCGCUUGAAUGGUAAUUUGUAUCACUCUUCGUGAUGCCAAAAAUAGGUGCGAUUUCUUUCUUUUCUUUUUUCUCUCCCCCUUUUUAAAAAUCCAUUUCCACCCAAAAAUGACCAACCUACUGAAAACAUCUUGUAUAGAUGGGUUCUACCUGUCAAGCAAAAGCCAUAACAUGCAUCAAUGGCUCCUGUGGCUCUCCUAACAACUCUUAUUCCUCAAACAGACAGGAGCUGUCUGUUGGCAUGUUUCAUUCUGUCCUCCAUCACUGGUUUCUUUAUACAAUUUGCCUGGCAGGUGAAAGUUUACAUUCAGUGCUGUGACAUGCACACUGAGCAUAAGAAAUAUGAGGACCCUUUUUUUGUUACAUCCCAUUUUAAACUGGUCUCAAGGUUAUCUUCGUCUUGCUUUUGUUUCUUUGACUAAAAAUUGUGAAUUAGAUGAAACUCUUUGCAGGUUAUGGCUUCAUUUUUGUUUUGUUUUUGACUUAUUUUAUGUUUUUGUUUUUUAGGAAAAAUGCACAAAUGUCGUGUUUGGACCUUGAGAUAAACUUUAUUGCUUUGAAAACAUACAAGAGCCCAGAAAAUAACUUUAUUGUUUCCUAGAAAUACCAGAGCGGAACAUUUUCCAGCCUGUCCUGUUUUGAACUUUUUGGAAAAGCUUACCUAAUUUUUGUUUGGAAAUUGGGAGAAUAAAACUUAAAAUUAUCUCUGUGGAAACCGAGGACAGUUACAGUAUGAACAUCUUUAUUAGUGUACUGAAAACAGCUGACCCUGCUAAUAGAUAAAAUCUGCUCACCAACAGCAAAUAAAGUCAAAUAAACCAGAAUUUAAAGUGCUGUUUAAACUUGUUAAAACACAAAUCUAGACUUAUCAGGAAAAGCAGGCCUGAUUUUUUAUUUUUUUUAUUUUAUUUUUUAACAGAUGGAGGUCAUCUGUAAUCUCUACUGUGAAACUGAGCUUCCCUUGCCUUUGGUCUUUGUAGUUGCCUACUGUUCUUCAGCAAAUUUUCCUCUUUGAGUGUGAACUGAGAUUGUGUAACUUUAUUAAAGAUUUAAAUAAAGAUUUUCCCCUUUUU
Xiphophorus couchianus (Monterrey platyfish) is the source of this 3915-nucleotide messenger RNA. It is a transcript of the gene tmx3b, whose product is annotated as thioredoxin related transmembrane protein 3b. Gene Ontology annotation, cellular component: endoplasmic reticulum; cell surface. NCBI's taxonomy places the organism in Eukaryota, Metazoa, Chordata, Actinopteri, Cyprinodontiformes, Poeciliidae. The record is from RefSeq and is a predicted model, not a curated record. The transcript has 16 exons. Bases 57 to 1409 code for a protein of 450 amino acids.